Poeciliopsis prolifica (blackstripe livebearer) is the source of this 3939-nucleotide messenger RNA. RefSeq names its product serine/threonine kinase 3 (STE20 homolog, yeast) (gene stk3). Gene Ontology annotation, cellular component: cytoplasm. NCBI's taxonomy places the organism in Eukaryota, Metazoa, Chordata, Actinopteri, Cyprinodontiformes, Poeciliidae. Bases 116 to 1624 code for a protein of 502 amino acids. The transcript has 11 exons. Gene Ontology annotation, biological process: intracellular signal transduction; regulation of MAPK cascade; protein phosphorylation. The record is from RefSeq and is a predicted model, not a curated record. Gene Ontology annotation, molecular function: ATP binding; protein serine/threonine kinase activity.
UGGCCCUCCACUAGUUUAUGACAAACGGGCUAGUUUGCGGACGAUGUCCGUAUCUUUUCUGCUCCUGACUUAGCCGACAUCAUAAGUUCAUAUUUUUGUUGUUCUUUUGUUUUUAAUGGUGAGCGUCAUGGACCCGUCAGCGCCGAAAAGUAAGCUGAAAAAGCUGAGUGAGGACAGUUUGACCAAACAGCCAGAGGAAGUGUUUGACGUUCUGGAGAAACUUGGCGAAGGCUCCUAUGGCAGCGUGUUUAAGGCCAUCCAUAAAGAGUCGGGGCAGGUGGUGGCCAUCAAGCAGGUUCCAGUGGAGUCCGAUCUACAGGAAAUCAUCAAGGAGAUCUCAAUCAUGCAGCAGUGUGAUAGCCCUUUUGUUGUAAAAUAUUAUGGAAGUUACUUCAAGAACACGGACCUGUGGAUCGUCAUGGAGUACUGUGGAGCUGGAUCUGUUUCAGACAUCAUCAGGCUGCGAAACAAAACUCUGACAGAAGAUGAGAUUGCCACUAUCCUAAGGUCAACUCUAAAGGGUCUGGAGUACCUUCAUUUUAUGAGAAAGAUCCAUCGUGACAUUAAGGCAGGAAACAUCCUUCUCAACACGGAGGGUCACGCCAAACUGGCUGACUUUGGAGUUGCAGGACAGUUGACGGACACCAUGGCGAAAAGAAACACUGUGAUUGGUACUCCAUUCUGGAUGGCUCCAGAAGUGAUCCAGGAGAUCGGCUACAACUGCGUAGCAGACAUCUGGUCUUUGGGCAUCACUUCUAUAGAAAUGGCAGAGGGGAAGCCUCCUUAUGCUGACAUCCACCCAAUGAGGGCUAUCUUCAUGAUCCCCACCAACCCUCCUCCUACGUUCAGGAAGUCGGAGCAUUGGACAAAAGAAUUCACAGACUUUGUCAAAAAGUGCUUGGUCAAAAACCCGGAGCAUAGAGCAACAGCAACAAAGCUUCUACAGCAUCCGUUCAUCAGCCAAGCCAAACCUGUGACGAUCCUCAGAGAUAUGAUAGCAGAGGCCAUGGAGAUGAAAGCCAAGAGGCAGCAGGAGCAGCAGAGAGAGCUGGAGGAGGAGGAUAACUCUGAGGAAGAGACAGAGGUGGACUCCCACACCAUGGUGAAGUCAGGCUCUGAAGGGGGUGGGACCAUGCGAGCCUCCAGCACUAUGAGCGACGGGGCCCAAACCAUGAUUGAACAUGGCAGCACCACGCUGGAGUCUGACCUCGGCACCAUGGUCAUCAAUAGUGACGACGAAGAGGAGGAGGAAGACCAAGGUUCAAUGAGAAGGAAUGCUACUCCCCAGCAGCCCAUACGUCCUUCCUUCAUGGACUACUUUGACAAGCAGGCCUCCAACAAGGCGGCUCAGCAGCAGGAAAUCUACAACCGCAAUCAGCCGCCAGAACAGCCCGGCUACCACAUCCAGUCCAGAAAUGUCUUUCCUGAUAACUGGAAGGUCCCUCAGGAUGGAGACUUUGACUUUUUGAAGAACCUGGACUUUGAGGAGCUGCAGUUGCGCCUCACUGCCUUGGAUCCCAUGAUGGAGCGGGAGAUCGAGGAGCUGCGGCAGCGCUACACCGCCAAGCGGCAACCCAUCCUGGAUGCAAUGGAUGCUAAGAAGCGAAGACAACAGAACUUUUGAGGGCUCUCCCAAUCCUUCCUCCCCUUCCAAAAGCCAGCAGCAAACUUCUGUCCCAGCAGGAGAACAAAGACCACCAUGUUGUUCUUACUUAGAUCCUCUCUAAUGUCCGACAAACUGCUAACUGGCCUCUGAAUGAAGUUAGAUGCUUUUUGUUUGUUUGUUUGUUUGUUUUUCCCUGGAUUACGUCUGUUUCUCUGCAAUUGCUGUGAAGCUGUUUUCUGGUAAACGCUGAUCAGGACUGUGGGCAAAAAAUAGAGAAGUGACCCCGAGGCCAUCUUAAAAAGGAAUUUCCUCUUUUCUCAGUGAACUGUUAGGCUUGGAGUCAGCAUCAGCACAUAAUGAAGUCAGUCCUGCAGCAAGAGCAGAUUUAAUGAAGUGCUUUUUUUUUUUUUCCUUUUCUUUUCUUCAGACUCUUUACUUCUAAUGUAAAUAUAACACAGAGCCUAGUUUGGAAAUGACCUCCAUUAGAUGCUGUGGAGGCUCGACUAUGACCAAAGACAAUCAGAAUUAUGCUGACUUUGAGAAUGCCUUAAAAUAACAAGCAAUGUAAUAAGACACCAAGUAACGGGACGUUUGCACCAUAUUCUGGUUUGGAGGAAACUAUUGAAGCUGUAAGGGAAACGACAUGGUCAGGUUGCGUACCACAGAACGUCAAACUUAUCAGUCUUUAUGAUCAACUUCUUGGGUUUGUUUUAGUUUUCAUGUUUGGCUUUUUGUUUUUUUGUUUUUGCACCGUCUGCUUUACCAGACUUCAUGUAUCUUAGUGCCUCGUCGGUCAAACACAUCGUCCUCUUAGUUCACAGGGAUGUUCUGCAUUCAAAGUCGGAGACUUUAUUCUCCGAAUUGAUCCAGAUGAAGGAUGACUAAACUGUAAAAUAAAACUAUUUGUUGAAAAAUCUUUUGAAGUUGUUAAAUUAUUAGAUUUCAGAUUCGUCUCAGAAAUUGGGGUUAAGACGCAUCAACUAAAGCAAAGCCGUCAGAUCUAUCACAUCUAACUACAACGAUUACAUCUUAAUUUCUCGUUUCAUUUUUCAGAUUUUCCCUGCAGCAGUAGCGCAUGGCUACAUUUUGUUUGUCGAAGGAAUACAGUGUUAGGGUAAAAUCCUCUUUUCUUUUUUUUUUUUUCUUUUUUUGAAACAUUUUGUUGGCGCACACAUAUUCGGCUUCCUUCUGUAACAAACUAGCUGUGCUUAAAAACUAAGAAAAAUUUGAUAAUCCUCAAACUCUGCAGAAGUUAUUGUCCUUUUAUCAAGCGGGUGGGCAGCGAUGCAUUCACUCUAUAUCUGUAAAACAUCUCGCAGUGACGAGUUGUGACACUUUAAAAGCUAAAUUGAUGGUAAAAUAACGUUAGAGAUCAGAAUCAACAGAUUUUUUUAUAAAUAUGUAUUAUAAAUUUAUUAACAGCAUCAAAACUAAUCUUUUCAGUUUAUAAAUGAAUCAACAAAUAAAAUAAAAUAUGCAAAUAUCAUUUACAAUUAAUUGCAUUCUCUUCCUGAUAGUUUUCAGUCCAAUUCCCUCAAGUCUAUUACAUUGUAAUAAACUGGUUAUGUCACCUGGGAGCAACUGCUGCACUGACACUCCAUCAGGCUAAUAGCCUUUCAGGAUGCAAAAGUAUGAAUUCAUUACACCUAGAACAAAUAUUUCAUUUUAACCAAUCCUCUGAUAUUAAUGGCCUCAAUACAACGAUAUUUUCUUCACCUUAUCGAGUUCCUACGACACAAACGGUGAUGAAGUGAUUUAUUUUUUUUCCCCUACUGGAUCUCUGCUGCAGUGAUAUGUAACUGAUUAAAUUUAAACUGAAUUUUGACAUUUUCAGGCUCAACUCUCAAAGCGAUAUCAAAAAUCCAAGCAUACCUGGUGAUUUGAAAACUGUUAACACCUUUGAUCCCUUAAAUAAGAAGCUGUCUUUUUAAAAAAAUAUAUAUUUGCCUUUUUCUCUAUUUUUCAUGUUAAUGACCCUGAAUGAACUAACCCUGUAUUAAUAUCUUGUACAUGUUUUUGGUUUUUUUUGCAGGUUUCUGUUACAUAUGAAUGUGGAUCGCCUGUUUACUUUGAAUAAACAGAUCUGUUACUGUGUCUCACUGACUUAUCUGGAAUAAGCAGACGGUAUGAACAGGAUCAGUACUGUAUCAUGUGAAACAUAUCUGCUUCACAAUUGUUUUCCUUCUAAUUGUCAAGAAUUAAGUCAUUUGUAAAUUGUCACCUUUAAAUUUUAGGGCCUGGAGUCUGCGCCACAAUAAAUUGCAUAGGAAUAUGAUUCUCCUGUGUUACCAUCUUUUAUUAUUGUUUAUUAAAUGUGAUCUUAACUGGUGAAA